AUGACAACGAGGAGUGGGCUGCAAACAAAGGAGAUGGUUCAGGAGCAGGAUAAUCCCGAGAUCACUGAUGAUAGUUUGCAAGAGAAGGUAGAACUGGAAUUAAAAGAAAAAGAGGCUAGUGAAGAGAUUCAUGUAGAGAAGAAGACUCUCCCCUUGCCCUUUCCUCAAAGGGAAAGAAAGCAUCAAGAGGAAGCAAGUUUUAAGAAGUUUCUAGAUCUUUUAAAGCAAGUUCAAUUAAACCUCCCUCUUGUUGACAUUCUACAGAGUGUACCAAAAUAUGUGAAAUACUUAAAAGAUAUUGUUGCCAAUAAGAACCGGUUGACUGAAUAUGCUAUAGUUACACUUACUCAGGAGUGCACUUCUAAAAUUCAAAAUAAACUACCCACAAAAUUGAAGGAUCCAGGGAGUUUCACAUUGCAGAUUAACUUUGGUCAAACUAUUUAUGCACGGGGAUUGUGUUACUUGGGGGCGAGCAUAAAUCUCAUGCCUACGCCAUGGUACCGGAAGAUGGGUCUUGGAAGUCCCAAAUCCACGACUAAUGUGUUGGCAUUGAAAUUGCCAGCCAUAUAUGAGGAGUUGUCCUCAAUAUCGAUUAUUGAUCUUACUUCAGAUUGGCAGUUGCUCUUGUCUGAUGAUCCAUUAAAGUGA
Messenger RNA from Capsicum annuum, 648 nucleotides. RefSeq lists its product as uncharacterized. The record is from RefSeq and is a predicted model, not a curated record. The transcript has 2 exons. NCBI's taxonomy places the organism in Eukaryota, Viridiplantae, Streptophyta, Magnoliopsida, Solanales, Solanaceae. The coding region runs from base 1 to 648 and encodes 215 amino acids.